Molecule: messenger RNA, 717 nt
Organism: Mesorhabditis spiculigera
Lineage: Eukaryota; Metazoa; Nematoda; Chromadorea; Rhabditida; Rhabditidae
Source: the annotation of a GenBank genome assembly
AUGGUGGGGAAGAAGGCGCCCGUCUUCUUGGUGUCGCCGGAUCGCUUCAUUGACUUCACGACGGUUAUUGAUGGGAAGCUAACGGCACAUUUUGAAAUUUUCAACAUCUCCAAGUCGCGCAUCGCAUUCCGCGUUCAGUCCAAUUCUCGGGGCGACUACUUUGUGCAACCGGAUGGGGAUUUUGUCGAGCCAGGCGACCGAGCGAUGGUGCACAUCAUGGUGCAAUCGGACGGCAACGUCGACCAUCGGCACCGUUUUCUCGUCCAUGCGCACACAGUUUCCGAGCAUGAGCUCGUGCUGACCAAGGCCGAAUUCUGGGAGCAUCACCCGAACGUCGUCUCCGAGACGGUCACGCUCGAAGUUCGCGCUCCCGAAUUCAACAAUGCCAAGCUUCGCGAGCGCCUACUGACCCAGGUGGCCGCGCUGCGCAAGACGAACAGCGAGCUCCAGGAGAAGAACACGCGGCUGGAGGAGAAGAAUAUUUUGCUAUCCGCCGUGCUCGAGGACCUCAGCCAGCAGAACGGCUACCAGAUGGACACGAUGCGCUUCGGUUACGCGAUGCUCGCCCUGCUGCUCACCGCCUUCAUCUGGGACAUGUGGAUGACCAUCAUCUUCACUGAUGACUCAACCCCCGUGCUCGAGCGCGCUGCCGACGAGCUGAUGUCGGCCGGCGCGAAGAUCGUCGAAGCCGUGCAGCCACCCGAAAGUCGCGGCGAC